AGGUAACGAGCGGAGGCACCCAAAGCCAAUCCCAAGGGUGGAAAGCGCCAAAGUCAACACUGAACCUGCAAACUUGCUCUGUCUUCGCCUUCGCGCUCUCAAACAGAAACCAUAAUAUCCCAGCGUAUCUUCUCUAGGGCAAUUGAGUCGAGUUAUUAAUGGGUCGACGGAGGAAUUCAUCGGCAAUGAACAAGCUAAUUACAUGGGGGAGGAGGCAGUCCAUGAAGGUCAAGGCUUUCUUGGCCGUGACUUGUCUUCUCUCAACAUUGGUGGCUCUCAAAUUGCUUAUUAAAGAUCACGACCACUUUUUUGUUGCCCCUGAGGCUGCACAUUUUUUGGGCAUCAUCGUCCUGAUUUAUAAGCUCUCCAGUCAAAAGACUUGCUCAGUUUUUUGGUCACUGCUUCCUCCGGAUGAUCAUGGAAUCUCUGAUCCUGUGGAGUCUUCCUUGUCAUUAUCAUUCAGCACAAUUUCAAGUUCACCGAAUGGAGUUCCACAGUCAGCUGGAUUUGCCAUUGCCUCCUUGCAGUCUAACAUCCUAGACUAUCCGUUGCUUGCUCUGUCCUCUCCCUUCCAGCACGGACGCUGUCUUUGAGUGAUGGAAUUGGCUGUUGGUGAUCAAAUAAGAGAGAGAUUGUAGAGAAUAGCUGUAAUUAGCACAGUUAAGUGUUCAUAUAAGAUCUGUCCUACAGCAACUAAACUGGGUGUAUUAGUUAAUGGGAAGAUAGCUUCUCAAAAUCCAAUCCUUGUAUUGAAGACGCGGAUCUGAAAAGUAUUCUUUUCUCCGGAGGAGGAUAGUCAUGUAGAUAACUAUGUUGAAGAAUUCCUCGAGUGGGGUAAAAAGAGGGGAACGAGAGAGGAUAGCAAAGUUGUCAGACUCAAAGAAAAGUAAUUAUUAGUCGCUUUU
Coffea eugenioides is the source of this 905-nucleotide messenger RNA. RefSeq names its product serine/threonine-protein kinase MHK-like. The transcript has 3 exons. Lineage: Eukaryota; Viridiplantae; Streptophyta; Magnoliopsida; Gentianales; Rubiaceae. The coding region runs from base 159 to 593 and encodes 144 amino acids. The record is from RefSeq and is a predicted model, not a curated record.